Caenorhabditis sp. 36 PRJEB53466 is the source of this 1937-nucleotide messenger RNA. Lineage: Eukaryota; Metazoa; Nematoda; Chromadorea; Rhabditida; Rhabditidae. The record is from the annotation of a GenBank genome assembly.
AUGCACUGUGUGGCGAGAUUACACAAUACGUUACAUAACUUGUUCAAUAACAGAGAGGUUUGGGAGUUUUUCUGGAAUUCUUUUUCGGUAAAAACUCGAUCUCAAAUUUGCAGAUCAAUUCAAUUACAACAACUGUUUUACUGUUCAUUUCUUUGUAUAUCGCUGUCAUCACUCUUUUAGGAGAAAACUUCUGUAAGUAUAGAUAACUUUUGUGUACUCUUUUCUCACUUGAAACGUUAUAGUAAAUCCUCUGGCUGAUCAUGUGAAUCCUGUGAACACUGCAAGCGAAGAUGUGACAGUUCGUUCUAUUUUCGUUCUCUUCAUCCUUCUCAUUGCUGGAAUUUUUGCUGCCAAGUUGUCGAAAAUGUUGAGAAUUCCCCCGUUGUUUGGUAAAUUGGCCUCGGGUCAUAUAUAACGUAAGAAUAUCUUCAGGAUGUCUGGUUCUUGGAAUCAUUGUCAAAAACGCGACAGUUUUUGAGCAGUUUUUCGUGUUUCCACCAUUCCUGGAGACCACAAUCAGAAAGGUUGCACUUGUGAAUAUUGUGAUCAGAUGGGGAUUGUCUACCGAUGUGCAGUUUCUCUAUGAGAAUGCGGUGAUGCCGGUUACUAUUGGUUUGGUAACGGCUGCUGGAGAAAUUGUCGCGAUCACAAUUGCUUCCUACUUCAUUCUCAAUAUGACAUUUGUCAUGUCUAUCUUCUGCGCGUAAGUUACUUUGUUUAUUUUAACACUAACAAUGUACCUUCAGGUUAAUUCUCUCCACAGUCUCCCCAGCCAUUGCCGUCCCGGCUCUGACUAACUUUAAGGAGAAGAACCUUGGAGCUCUGAAAAGAAUUCCAGAAAACAUUAUCGCUGUUUGCUGCGUUGAUAAUCUUUUCUGCAUUAUUCUUUUCAUGGUACUGUCUUCUAUCAUUUUUACGGAUGGUAAGUAACAUAAAUGAAAACGAUUAGAAGAUUUCGAUACGUUUUAGCACCAAUCGCUACAACUAUUCUUUUGAAUGCUGGAACAAUUGUUUUCGGAAUUAUCGGAGGCGUCAUCCUCGGAUGGCUGCUCUGGAGAUUUCCCAGAUCCGAUGCCCCUCACACUCAGUUUGCUAGAAUCACUCUUCUCGGAGCCAUUUCCAUUUCAUUGAUCAUCGGAACAUAUCUCAUCAAGUAUUCUUGCUCUGGAUUCAUUGCCGCACUCAUCCUGGGUGCUAUGUGCGCUAUGCAAUGGAAAUCGGACAACAAGGACAAACUUGAGUGCGUGGAAUCCACGUACAAAUACAUUUGGGAUUGUUUUGCCCUCCCGCUUCUCUUCAUUUUCCUUGGAAUGAAGUUUGAUUGCUCAACGGUAAGCUGUGCACUAAAACUCGCGUUUUUUGAUAGUUCUCUAUUUUCAGUUGACCUGGGAACUCGUGUUCCUCUGCAUUGCCGUUAUUGCGAUUGGUUUGCUGGUCAGAACCAUUCUCAUCAUGCUUGUUACACUUUCAUCUCACAUUAACUUCAAAGAGCAGAUCGUUGUGGCUCUGAGUUUGCUGCCGAGAGCUACUUUCCAGGUUAUUCAGGGAAUAUAGUAUUUUUGUAAAAAUUUCCAUUCCAUUUCAGGCUGACCUUGCCCCAACACUUCUGCUCAUGGCUGCCCCGUUCCCGGACCUCUCACGAGAUGCUUCGCUUGUCUUGAAAGCAGCUAUACUUUCAGCUUUGGUCACUUCCCCAAUCUUUGAUAUUCUCCUCAACCUGGUCGGCUCCAAAUGCUUGACUCCAUAUAAUCCUCAGGUACUCCUAGUUAUCAUCAAUUUCAUCAGCAAUCAAAAGUAUCCUCCAGGAACCACAAGAAAUUGAGAAAACCUACGACAGAAGUUACAUGAAUGGCGACAAUGUGGAUGAGACUAUCUAUGCUGCUCGCCCCAAAACGUAUUCAGAGUACCGAGCUGAGACUGUUAUCGAAAGAUACUGA